AUGAGCAAGCUGGCGCUCCUGCUGCCGUGCCUCUGGGUGGUCGCCUGCGUCUCUGCGGAGGACCCCUCGCCGGUGCCCGAGAGAAAUGAUGAUAGCACCUCUUGGCUGCAGCAGCCAGAUGAAAAGCCAACGCAAGUUCAGAGGCUGCAGGUGAAGUUCAGCGUUCACACCUCAGCUGACCCCGACGCUGGCUGCUACCUCGCCAUAGGUGAAGAGCAGCACCUAGAAGACUGCAAGUUCAAUGUGUCUGCUAAAAGCUUCUUCAUCAUCCAUGGGUGGACGAUGAGCGGCAUGUUUGAAACCUGGCUGGGCAGCCUUGUGCAGGCUCUCCGGGAAAGGGAGAAGGGAGCCAACGUGGUGGUGGUCGACUGGCUCGAUUUUGCCCAUCAGCUGUACACCAGUGCCGUAAACAACACCAGGCUGGUUGGAAAGGAGCUGGCAAAGCUGCUUGACUGGUUACAGGAGAAAGAUUUCAGUCUGCAAAAUGUCCACUUGAUUGGCUACAGUCUGGGCGCGCAUGUAGCUGGUUACACUGGGAACUAUGCACGGGGGACGAUAGGCAGGAUUACAGGCUUGGAUCCAGCUGGCCCGAUGUUUGAAGGAGCUGACCCCAACAAGCGUCUCUCUCCCGACGAUGCGGACUUUGUCGAUGUCUUGCACACGUACACGAGGGAAGCCCUGGGUGUCAGCAUCGGAAUCCAGAUGCCCGUGGGUCACGUUGAUGUCUACCCCAACGGAGGAGAUGUUCAACCAGGGUGUACCUUCACGGAUGUCUUGGGAUCACUCGCCUACGGGAAAUUCGGAGAUGUUGUGAGGUGUGAACAUGAGCGCUCCGUGUACCUCUUUGUAGAUUCGCUCGUGAACCAAGAUAAGCAGAGCUUUGCCUUCCAGUGCACCGACUCUAACCGCUUCAAAAAAGGGAUCUGCUUAAGCUGCCGGAAGAAUCGCUGCAACGGCAUUGGCUACAAUGCCAAGAAGAUGCGGAACAAGAGGAACAGCAAGAUGUAUUUGAAAACACGGGCCGAUAUGCCUUUCAAAGUUUACCACUACCAAAUGAAAAUACACGUCUUCAGCUACAAAAACAUGGGAGAAACCGAGCCCACCUUCUCUGUGACGCUGCACGGCACCAACAGCGACUCUCAGCCUCUGCCUCUGGAAAUAUUUGGACAGAUAGGACUGAACUUCACGAACACUUUCCUGGUUUACACUGAAGAAGAUGUGGGGGACGUCUUGAAGAUCAAGCUCACGUGGGAGGGAUCCACUCAGUCAUGGUACAGCCUGUGGAAAGAGCUCAGGAGCUACUGGUCUCCGCCUGAGAACCCGUCCAAGGAGCUUCACAUCAGGCGUAUCCGUGUGAAGUCUGGAGAGACUCAGAAGAAACUGACUUUUUGUGCCGAGGACCUCCAGAUGACCACCAUAACUCCCGGCAAAGAGCUCUGGUUUGUGAAAUGUCGAGACGGCUGGCAGGUGAAAAAUCAAACCAGGCAAGUCUCAAUCGUAUCCUAA
Molecule: messenger RNA, 1506 nt
Organism: Eublepharis macularius
Lineage: Eukaryota; Metazoa; Chordata; Lepidosauria; Squamata; Eublepharidae
Gene: LIPG
Product: lipase G, endothelial type
Exons: 9
Coding region: 1-1506 (501 amino acids)
Biological process (GO): lipid metabolic process
Molecular function (GO): lipoprotein lipase activity; protein binding
Source: RefSeq, a predicted model, not a curated record